This is a messenger RNA of Eucalyptus grandis, 1223 nucleotides long. Its product is annotated as disease resistance protein RBA1-like. Gene Ontology annotation, biological process: signal transduction. The record is from RefSeq and is a predicted model, not a curated record. The transcript is spliced from 2 exons. Lineage: Eukaryota; Viridiplantae; Streptophyta; Magnoliopsida; Myrtales; Myrtaceae. The coding region runs from base 412 to 867 and encodes 151 amino acids.
UCUCUUUUCAAACACACCUCUCUUUUCCUCGCUGUCGUGCAUUUACAUUGUGGUUAUCUCACCAAAAAAAUGCCAAGAAGGAGCACUUAUGCAGAUCAUUCCCGAGAUCCCCGAGCUGAGGAAGAAGAAGAAGAAGAAGAUUACUACGAAGUGUUCCUGAGCUUUUGUGGGGGAGACACUCGUACUGGCCUGACUGACAACCUUUACAGGAAACUGGUUGAAGCGGGAGUCUACGUCUACAGAGACAACAACGAGCUCCAUAUAGGUGAGGUGUUCGGCCCAGAGCUUCUCAAUGCGAUUCCGCGAUCUGGGAUAUUGAUCCCAAUCCUCUCGGAAAACUACGGCUCAAGAGAAUGGUGCCUCCGUGAGCUCACACAAAUGAUGGAGUGCAAGAGAAACAAUGGAAGGUAGAUGGUGGUGCCUGUAUUUUACAAGGUGAAGCCAGCACACGUGCGGCACCAGACUGGGAUUUUCGGGGAGAGGUUCCGAUCCAGUACAAGGCGAUUCAAUGAACAAGUUGUGGAGGAAUGGAAGCAUGCGCUUGGAGAAGUCAGUUCCAUACUAGGAUAUGAAUAUGAGGAAGGGCAGGAAACAGAGAUGAUCAAGAAGGUAGUUAAGCAGGUUUGUUGCGAGUUAGAGGAAGCCCAUCAUCUCACCUAUUCCAUGGAAGCGAAGGUGAUAGCAAGACUGAAGGAGGAUUAUCACUGUGAGUUGACACGCCUCGUGGAAGAAAAUCGUGGUGCGGAGGAAAGGGAAAAGUUACAUCGCGAUUUUCAGGAUAGUCAGAAGAGGACACCGGUGCCGAGGAGCAUGCGGAGCGAUGGGAAAAUGGUGAGAAAUAAGAUACAGAUAACUUUGCAUGAGUAAUCGCAGCCUCGGAAUUGAGAUUCCAUGACUCACGACAGGAUGGAGUGAUUAAGUUCGUAAUGUAUUAUUACCUUGAAGGUUACUUCAAUUCAAACCCUAGUGACCUCAAAUUCAGUUGCUUUACCAUGCAUUUUUUUCUGGACCAGUUUCUUCUAUGUUUCGGUUGGGUUCAGUUUACAGUUCGUUGUUCAAAUUUCGUGUUACUUACUAUCUUGUUCCUGCUGAAUUUAUUUGAGUGUUGUAGUUGCACAAGCAUGUGAAUGCAUGGUGUAUAUUUGUUGUGAAUUGAUCAAUUGGAACGUGUAGGUAAGCUACAACCUCUUUCGAUUCAUGAGUAUAAAUUGGAGCAUAUUAUC